AUGCAUCAUGACACGUUAAGUGCACGCUCCUUUCUCGACAACAUUUCAAAAGGUCAAGUGGAAAACAAUUUGCAAUGGAUGUUAGGUCAAGAAUUACAAGGGUCAAUAGUUGGUAUUGUUGGCUUGGGCAAUAUCGGGCAAGCUAUUGUCAAGCGAUUGAAAGGAUUCGACGUGGGUCGUUUUGUUUAUACUGAUUAUUGUCGUAUGAAGGCAGGUAUAUGUCUUGGCGCCCAUUUUGUAUCACUUGACGAGCUCCUCGAGCAAAGCGACCUCGUAAUAGUGGCUACACCACUAAUAAAUGAAACCAGAGGAAUGUUUAAUGACAAUGCAUUUAGUAAAAUGAAGAAAACAGUAGUAUUCGUAAACAUCGGUUGUGGAGAAGUUGUAAAUACGGAAGCUUUGGUUAAAGCACUUCGUAGUAACAGUAUUUUUGCGGCGGGACUCGAUAUCACUGACCCAGAAUCAUUGUCUUCUGACCACCAACUUCUUAAACUUCCUAAUGCUGUGAUUUUACCAUACUUGGGCAGUGGCACCGUGAAAACUCGGGAUAAUAUGUCAAUUAUUGCAGCAGAGAACACUCUCAAUGGACUCGAGGGUAGUAUACGAAUUAUAAUUGACAAGUUUGUUUGA
This is a messenger RNA of Megachile rotundata (alfalfa leafcutting bee), 630 nucleotides long. Its product is annotated as glyoxylate reductase/hydroxypyruvate reductase-like. The record is from RefSeq and is a predicted model, not a curated record. Lineage: Eukaryota; Metazoa; Arthropoda; Insecta; Hymenoptera; Megachilidae. Gene Ontology annotation, molecular function: hydroxypyruvate reductase (NADH) activity; NAD binding; glyoxylate reductase (NADPH) activity. Gene Ontology annotation, cellular component: cytosol.